CUGUCUGACAAGCACAUGUUGCCUUCCAGCCAGCUGUCACUCACGGGUCCACUAGACUUGUCUCACGAGACAAGUGAAGAUAACCUUGGAUCCCUGUGCUUCGUGUGCGUGUCCUCUAAUGAUGAGCAGAACUCUGACAUGUUUUGUGAGCAGUAUUCAGAAUUUUGUGAGACACAAACACUCAGCGCUCCCCUUGGCUCGCCUGUGCUGCUCCCAUGCAUCUUUUCAGCAAGUAACCUCAGCUGGGUGUCAUGGUCCCACAGUCCUGACACGUACCUGGUCCGCCUCACAUCUAAAGGGCGUGUUAAGUUUGUGGACCCCAGACAUGGCCGGGUGAAAGCCUUUCUAAACCAAGGCUCAGAGGGGAACUACUCCAUCCGCAUUGAUGAGCUGAAAAACACUGACCUGGGCUGUUACCGCUGUGAGCACGAACAAAACUGUCUUCAAGUGAACCUGGUUGCUGAAAUAGGUACACUGAGCGGAGAGAGGCAGCUGCUGAUUUACAUCUGUGUUGGCGUAGCUGUUUUCAUCCUGUUGAUUGUCUGUGGCUGCUGCUGCAUGAAAUUCAUAUGUGACGGUGCUCCACCUCAGGACACAGGCAGAGUGCCAGCAGAUGAACAGCAGAGGGGACAAGACACUCUUGUUUAUGAAAAUGAUGACCAAGGCCCAGCCAAUCAGCAGGGUGGCCCCACCAGAACUCAAUACACUCUACCGGGAGUUCCUCUCAAUCUGGACGGGGCUCAACCCAUUCAAGGCACAAGUGGGAUUUAUCCAGACUUGAACCAGUUUAACUUUGAGAGGAUACAAAGUCUGAGAACAAAACAAAGAUUUCACACAGAACUCUUCAGAAGAUUACGGCAAGCAAGUCUCAGUCGACAUUAUUACGUUAACCAAAGUGAAAUCAGCGGGCAGCCAGCCAUGCCAGCUCAGGCGAACAAUCACCGCAGAGUGUUUCGUGCUGCGGCAGGCGUGGGGAAGAAGAAAGUCAGAGAAAAUUGUGAAUACAAAAACCCGAUUUACAACAGGAGCACAGACCAGCUCAACCACCUGUAGACAACCAGGGGCAUAGUUUAAACAGCUGCUUCCUGCAUCCUUUCAGUCACUGAUUAUUCAUUUGACAUAAUUCAUUUAAGCUUGAUCCAUGUCUUAUUGUAUUUGUUUCUUCUAUAACUGCACUGUAUUUCACUGCCUGUACAUCUGUUACACAAUGAGUGAAGUUCAUCAAAUAAAGAUCUUCACACACAA
Molecule: messenger RNA, 1245 nt
Organism: Chelmon rostratus (copperband butterflyfish)
Lineage: Eukaryota; Metazoa; Chordata; Actinopteri; Chaetodontiformes; Chaetodontidae
Exons: 11
Coding region: 16-1053 (345 amino acids)
Source: RefSeq, a predicted model, not a curated record